Durotheca rogersii is the source of this 2408-nucleotide messenger RNA. Its product is annotated as WD40-repeat-containing domain protein. Bases 124 to 2259 code for a protein of 711 amino acids. Lineage: Eukaryota; Fungi; Ascomycota; Sordariomycetes; Xylariales; Xylariaceae. The record is from RefSeq and is a predicted model, not a curated record. Gene Ontology annotation, molecular function: protein binding. The transcript has 2 exons.
UUCGUCUCGUCGCGUACAUCGUUCGCCUAUUCUUUCCGUCCUACCCACCCCAGUACCCGUCGGUGCCGCCUCGGACGCGGUUCUUUCUUGCUCGUUACUUGCCUACCUUCCUGCGCAUUCGCUAUGGCCACGUCGAGAACCAGCCGCGGCCCCCUUCACGCCGCGCCCGCGUCCGCAAUGGCCCACGGGCCUGCGGCGCCGUCGAGUGCGGGCUUCUAUUCGCACGAUACCGGGCUGGAAUUGGGCGAGCCGCUUGGAGGUCCCUCGGGAUCGGCAACCGCGAGCGCUGCGAGACGACAGGUUAGUGUGGGAAAUUCCCUGCCGUGGAGACGCCGUCCGAAAUCCCUCGCCCUGGGCAACGACGAUCUCUCUCGUAACUUUGGCGAAUUGGCGUUGGGGGAGGAGCAUGAGGACGCGAACAUCGAGUCGCCCAAGUCUGGAGAUUCGCUUAAGGGAAGAAUCCGACGGGCUUCGAUGUCCCUGAAGGGAAUUGUUCGCCGCGACCGCCGGGUUUCGGAGCCAGGCACCGCCUACCACGAUGCUCGACCGGUAACAUCGCACUCGGCCUGGCAUAGGCUGCGACAGGCUGCCAGUUUCCGGCAUGCUCGAACAUCGCACGGCGGUCCCGGCCAUCUGCAGACGAUCUACUCCCCCGCCGUCUCCGAGUUUCCCGGCGUUCCUGUUCCCGGCCAUGGCCUCGCGCCCCCGAUCAUCCCUCGGCACACCGGUGCUGCUGCGAAGGCUGCUGCCGCCAUGCAGAACGAGUACAUGAGCUACUAUGCCCGAUAUAAGCACGAAUUGAUCGCCCCUGACGAGUACGGCAAUGACCGCGAGAGCGGCAUCGGCAUCACAUUUGCAUCUGCCUCGCAGAUUGACGUCCCCAUAGAUCAGGGCGCGUCGAUCGUCCGGAGGGACUUCGUAGCUCAACUCCCCACCGAGCUUGCGGUUCAGAUCAUGUCGUACUUGGAUGCUUUCCAGUUGGCCACCGCGAGCAGGGUUUGCCGGUUCUGGCACCAUCUCGCCCAGGACCAGCACAUCUGGCGUCAAUCCUUCCUCCGGGAGAAGACACACACUUGCGCGACGACCCGUCGCAUCCAGCCCGGAACUGGCGCCGGCGUACCCCCGCUUCUUCGCCCCGGAAACGACUGGCAGCAGAUCUACAGAGCGCGCGAGGAAUUGGAUAGGCGUUGGAAAAAAGGCAAGGAGGCGCGUGCGGUCUACUUGAAUGGGCACAUGGACAGCAUCUAUUGCUUGCAAUUCGACGAGAACAAGAUUAUCACAGGCUCCCGCGACAAGACCAUCCGAAUCUGGGACAUGCGCAGCCUGGAUUGUUUGCUCGUCAUCGGACCGCCUGAAGUCGUCAACGACGAAUACAUCUUCUUCGACCAGACUGGUCAUCCGUCGCACUACGCGCUCUUCCCCCAUAAUCAACGCAUCAAACCUUCCGUGCCCGUCACGGUCUCGUUCCCCGUACAUCACAAGGCCUCGAUCCUCUGUCUCCAAUUCGACGACGAGAUCCUCGUAACCGGCUCUUCCGACUCCACUUGCAUCGUCUACAAGGUGCAGUCGGGCUACAGACCUGUUCGACGCCUUCAGUUCCAUACCGCGGCGGUUCUCGAUCUGGCCUUCGAUAAAAAGCAUAUCGUGACGUGCUCCAAGGACGCCAGCAUCUGCAUCUGGGACCGUGCCAGCGGCGCUCUGCUUAAGCAGUUGAAGGGCCAUACCGCCCCCGUGAAUGCCGUGCAGCUACGCGGGAACUCCCUAGUCUCCUGCUCCGGAGAUUCUACCGUGAAUCUCUGGAACAUCGAUAGCGGGAAGGUAAUUCGGGAAUUCGCAGGCCAUUCUAAGGGUCUUGCCUGCAGCCAGUUUUCCGAGGACGGUCGAUACGUGGCGUCGGCUGGGAGCGACAAGGCCAUCCGCAUAUGGGACGCGAACACGGGUGAAUGCAUCCGGGAGAUCGAGGCCCACCAGAGUCUCGUACGUAGUCUGCACAUCGACAGCAUCAGCGGCCGCCUCAUCAGCGGCAGUUACGAUACCGACAUCAAAGUCUUCGAUAUCGAGACGGGCGAGCAACUUCUGGACUUCCCGGGUUGGCACGCCAGCUGGGUUCUCAGCGCGAAGAGCGACUACCGACGCAUCGUCAGCACCGGGCAGGACGCGAAGAUACUCGUCAUGGAUUUCGGCGCUGAUGUGCCGAAUAUCGGCAUGCUCGAGAGCAGAGGGACGCGGGAAAAGGCGUCGCACGCGGGUUUCAUCUGAGGGACGCCCCAGCUGCUGGGAGAUUCUCCUGCUAGCGCUGUGGGACGCUUGUCGGUCUGGUUGUGAUUCACGAAUUUCCUUGUCACGACACUCUUCGGUCAUGGGCGGAGCUCGCUGGAGUGGUUUUUUUUCUUCUUUCCUUGGCAUGA